Molecule: messenger RNA, 1680 nt
Organism: Glossina fuscipes
Lineage: Eukaryota; Metazoa; Arthropoda; Insecta; Diptera; Glossinidae
Product: esterase B1-like
Exons: 5
Coding region: 1-1680 (559 amino acids)
Source: RefSeq, a predicted model, not a curated record
AUGUUAACUGCCGCGGUUCACAAAAUUUUAGAAUAUUUGCGUUUACGAAACAACGAUCGUUCUAGUUGCGAACGUUUUCAGACUGUAAAAACAACGCAAGGGAUGAUCCGAGGAUUGAAAUUGAAAUCUGUUUAUGAUGACUCAUACUAUAGUUUUGAAGGUAUUCCAUAUGCCGAACCUCCCGUGGGCAAGUUACGUUUUAAAUCUCCCGUACCGCCUAAGAAAUGGCGUGGCGUUAGAGACUGCUGCAGAUUUACAUGUAAAGCCAUUCAAAAGAAUCAACAGGGGGUAAUAGAAGGCACUGAAGAUUGUCUCUAUUUGAAUGUCUACAGCAAAAAUAUAAAUUGUUCAAACAGCAAAUUGCCGGUAAUGGUGUGGAUACAUGGUGGUGGAUUUACUACUGGAAGCGGCAUCAGAAAUUUUAUUUGUGGCCCUGAUUAUUUCAUGAUGGAAAAUAUAGUUUUAGUUACUUUCAAUUAUCGUCUAUCAAUGUUCGGCUUUCUCAGUCUUUGCGAUCCGCGCGUACAAGUACCGGGUAAUGCCGGUUUGAAGGAUCAAAUGUUAGCCAUACAAUGGGUUAAGGAUAAUAUUGACUAUUUUGGCGGUGAUUCUGAAAACAUAACUUUAUUUGGACAGGAUGCUGGAGGAGCUUCAGUUCACUAUUUGUUAAGUUCCGAACAUACCCGGGACUUAUUUCAAAAGGCAAUUAUUCAAUCUGGUUGCUUUUUACAUGAAUGGGCCUUAAGUUUUGAUGCCGUUCAAUUGUCUUAUCUUCUUGCGUGCCGAAAAGGAUAUCAAGGUCCGAAGGAGAAUGAUAAAUGCAUCUUAGAAUAUUUGCAAUCAGUACCAGCCGAAAUAUUGGUUGAUAUAGAUGAUCUUGAUGUUUUGGGACGAUAUAAAGGUUACCUAUAUGCAUUCCUGCCUUCUGUGGAACCGUACGAAAGUGGCGACUCAAUUAUAACAAAACCGGUAUGGGAUUUAAUUAGAUGCGGAUGGGGUAACAAUAUACCGCUUAUGAUUGGCGGUACUUCUUUCGAGGGCUUAUGCAUGUAUCCGAUAUUGAAAAAGAUACCGGAACUAUUAGAGAGACUUAGAAAAAAACGCGAAAGACUUCUGCCUAAUGAUAUACCUUGCGGAUGUGAUUAUUUAAAUUUAACAGAGGAGCUAAUUGGCGCACAUUUCCGCGAAAAUCAGAUAAGCGAAGAAGACAUUUUACCUUUUUUGGAUUACUAUUCCUAUCGUUUAUUCUGGCAUGGAAUGUAUCGUUUAUUGCAAGCUCGUUCUAAAUACGGAAAUGCGUCCACCUAUCUAUAUCGCUUCGAUUUUGAUUCACCCACUUUUAAUCAUCAUCGCACAAUAUAUCUUGGCAACGAUACCUAUAGAGGCGUUGCUCAUGGUGAUGAUUUAUCGUAUCUUUUCUUUUCUUACUAUUCAGCUGUACUCGACACAAAAUCACGAGAAUAUUUUAUAAUGAGACGUAUGGUGAAAAUAUGGUCAACAUUUGCUAAGAAUUCUGAUCCAAAUUGCGAAUUUGUAUGCACUUGGGAUGAUAUUAAGACAUCGGGUCUAUCUAAGUGGAUGAAUAUCGCCUGUGAAUUAACAUUCGCUGAUAUCCCAGCGGAUGUUCAGGAAAAAUUUAAAAUUUGGAACAAUUUAUACGGAAACCGUUUAAUAGAGUAA